CAGCUCACGGCGUCUGUUUCAAAUGUAGUGCUCUCAGCUUUAUUUAAAUAACAAUAAAAUAGUUCUAAAGAUUUGAAUGAUCAUCGCUGUUAUGUAACAAUAAACAUUUCUAAAGAACCAGAGAAGCACAAUCUUACCCUGAGGCAAUCUAUAGCAAACGGUUUGAACCCAGGAGUAUCAGUAGUUCGUCAAGUUUUGUGAUUGUCCGGGUGAGGGUAGUUCUGAAAAGAACUGUUGAUGGUGACUGACGUUUCGACAACGUGAGCGGAAGUCACAACAACAGUUCUCUUCAGAACUACCCUCACCCGGACGAUCACACAAGACGAACUAGAGACAAUCUAACCGCUUAAACUACAUAAAAGUACCUAUUAUUUGCGAACCCAUACGAACACAGCUUCUGAGAGAAUGCGUCUAGCAUGCAGUUGUACAUGUUUAGAAAUCGCUGCCCACAAACUUGGUAUUGAAACCAUCCCUAGAAUAAAAUAUAAUUUCUCCUUAAUGAUUUUCAUAUGAAUCUUUCAAAAUCACCUUUGAGAAUUUGCUAGUUCAUCAAUCUUCAUUUUUUCUACCGGUCUGCUUGGCAUAUAUAGUCGGCUAUAGCUACUGCCUACUCUGCAACUGUGUUCUGUUUUAGCUAAGAAGGAGCUUUGAUAUUUCCAGGUCAUCUCAGUUUGUUUAACAUUCUGCGUAACUGAGCUCGUUGCAGAGAGUUAUUAUUAGGUCCGGUUUUAGAAACUGGACAAAGGUUAAUUGGAAAAAAACAAGUAAAAUCUCCAGUCUGAUUUAAAAGGCAAGAACUUUUGACAAUACUAGUUUAAUAUACAAGAUCCUCUGGCACUUAAUAUGCAAUAAAAAAUAACAGCUACUGGAGUCCACUGUAUUAGCAUCCAUGCAAUAGCGGCCUUGUGGGCAAAAAGCCAGUUCUAACAGGGUUUUGAAUUAGUAUCAAGCUUGCUACAAACGUGUUCGGUAUAGACUGCCUGUGUAUCAGUUUACAAAGAGGUCUGACCCGCAAACACAGAUGAAUUGAGCACCCACGCAGGGCACGAAGAAAGACGACAUAAGACUAAACAGAAAACAGCCGCAGCUCAAUGAACUGUACUGAACAAUUGGGAAGAUUUUGAUAUCGAGCACGUUUUAUCUGAAGGCUACGCCUGAGAAAAAAAAUCUCUCAAGUGCUUUCCCUGCCUGGUAAGAAAAAGAAAAAGUCCUUAAUUCAAAGAACACUGCCGAAAUAUCACUGGAGCAACAGAGAGAACGGUAAGCAAUGAAGGUGGAAAUAACUGACAUGGAGGAGGUUUUGGAAUCUAUAUUCCCAACGGGGAAUGUGAUGAGAGAAGAGAAUGCCGAUCUCAACUUGAAGAAUUAUACAGAUACAGUCAGAUACCUCGAACAACUGCAAGAAAUCAGUCUUAAAACCUUCUCCGAGGAACUCGAGGGGAGCGAAGGUGAAAUUUCUGAAGACACGGACAACAGGGCUCUGAGGUCCCCUGCGCCUUUCAACGGCAUAAUGUAUGGAUCUGGAAGUGGGUUUUACGCGACUCGUACGCAAGGGCCGAAAUUUCAGAGUGAAGCCCACGAGAUUUCUAUGGCGGCAAGAGUCAGAAAUUACCGUGGAAGUUACGAUUCUUUUAAUCAAGCAGAAUUAACUGCCGACAUCGGGAGUAGAAAACUGAUUACGUCGGAGAGAAGUACAGCCAUGUUUGAUUAUCAUUACAUGCAUCACAAUACACAUGGUGGAAUGUCCACAUCAAGCGGUGUUAACUUGCCUAACGCGCUCAACACGCAAAAUGGAUUUGCGGCCGAAAAAGCUGCCGCGCAUUAUUCCCAAGGUGUUGGAAAUGGCUGCCUUUCGCCGACCCUGCAAAAUUGCCCGCAAUCGGUGAACAUUAACCCUCUAGCUGGCUUAUCAGAGCUGGCCGAGAAGGCAAACUUUGAGUCUGAACUCGCCCGGAAUGGCGUCUCGCUGUCUCGGUUUAGCUCUCAAGGAACUCGCGGCCAAAUAAACGGCCCGGCUCGCCAGUACAACUACCCAGAAGCACCACAACGCCGGAGCUGGUCAAGUUCGACCUCUGAUGGCGCUGGUAGCCUCUUCAAUGGACGACAACAACCGUUUCAAGCUGAUAACUUCUCGCCGUCAUUCUCGACAGGGAGCUCCGCGCCAUCAGAAUCCGAUCUUGGCAGUCCGUGCCAUUCAACACGAGCGCGUCAAUUUUUUCCCUACAGCGAGUCCGAUUCGGACCUUUCACCUACAGAAUCAAUCCCCGGGUAUGCUUUUGAUAGAACAAGAGCAUACCAGAACUACAAUCCUAGAUCUUUCGCCAAUUACCGGGUCUGGAGUAACCAAGCUGACUCGAUCACUCCCAACGUGACAGUAGUUCCCGACCCGAGAAGCAAGCUUUCGCAGUUAUUCAAGCCAGGAAGCCGCACGAAAUCCGAGCAGAUUCUCAAGGAACAUUUGCAAACGUUUGGAAAGUUUUUGUCACCGCCGAGGGACAAAGAAGACGAGAAAGCUCCCCAGGUUGAGAACGAGAAAAGUUGGAACAGCGGAGAAGAAUCAAUUAAAGAAAAGAAGCCUCCUACGACCUCUUCAAACAGUAUAAAGGACUCGGUUCCUAGCGAGGAGAGCUGUGUGUUCCCUUGCAAAUGGCUGGGAUGUGAUGGACUUUAUUCGGAACAAGAUGACCUGGUUCGGCAUAUUGAGAAAGUUCACAUCGACCAACGAAAGGCUGACGAUCUUUACAUAUGUUACUGGAAGGAUUGCAGCAGACAGCGACGUUGUUUUAACGCACGGUACAAGUUGGUGAUUCAUAUGAGAGUACACUCGGGCGAGAAACCCAACAAAUGUACGUUUCCAGGAUGUAAUAAAGCAUUUUCAAGACUAGAAAAUCUGAAAAUACACAUGCGGUCACACACUGGGGAAAAGCCAUACUUGUGUCAACAUCUUGGUUGUCCAAAAUCAUUUUCCAACUCAUCAGACAGAGCCAAGCAUCAAAGAACACAUCAAGAUACGAAACCAUAUGCUUGUCAAGUCCCUGGCUGCCCCAAGAGGUACACAGACCCUAGUUCACUGAGGAAACACUUCAAACAACAUGCAAAUGGCAAGAUGCCUCAACAGAACUCAAGUGGAAAGUCUAAACAGAAGCCCAGAGGAAACCGAUCAUCAAAAAGGGACCUACUCUGUGCUGGAGUGACAAGACCUUUGUCCGAUUUCAGCUUUGUAGAUGAGUAUCAAGCAAGAAAACGUCAAAAAACACUGGAUACCUUGCGCCAGACAACAGAGAAAAAAAUUGCUCUCGAAAAUGGUUUCACGCCAGCUCUUGAUGUUCAGAGGGCAUGGUAUGGCACAGAUAGUCUAUAUGGCUACAACCCACCACCAUUACAGCCUGUUGCAAGGGCUAGUACACCCACACCAGAAGAGGAAGCAGGAUCCUUUUGUUAUACUCAAAUGUUAAGCAGUAUGGACAUACCCACAUUCGAAGACACACUAAAGCCAUUGUCAAGUGCAUAUUCAUAGCUAAUGUGGUCUGAAGAGAGACAAUGAACUUUAAAUAAUAUACAGCUUCAUUUUGAGGAAAAUUUCCCAGGAUUACAGAUCAACACAACAUUAAGAAAACAGUGCUUCCUUUUUGUGGAGAAUUUUCCCUGCUCAGUGCUGUCAGAUUACUACUCUGUAGAAAUGUGGUGUAUUUCUGCUGAAGCGUAACUGCACAUAAGCACUACUAAAAUUACAAAAAUGCACUUUUUGUAAGAUCAAAACUAGUACGUUAUGUACAAGUUGGACAAAGUAGUAGGACAAAAGUUAUUUACCAUCUUGAAGGGGAUCAAAGGGAGUUUUAAAAUUAUGUGGUUAUUGAAUGAAAGACAGGUUCAUAGAUUUUCAAAUUGUUUAUACAGUGUAACAGUAAACUUGAGAAAGCAUUUUGACAGUUAGGUGAAGUCAUUGCUAAUUUCCAGCUUAACUACAUUCAAGUUUACAGAGCCAAAUUCAAUUUAUUUUUCGCAAUGUUGCUGCUGCUGCUGCUGCUAACAAGAUUCAAGUAAAGUUAAAAUUAAAUUAAAGGCAUGAUGUGAUGAAGAGUUCUAUUUUGAUAAAUAAGAAUCUGAGUGGUACAGAUUCUUUGAGAAGUUACCACAAAUAUGUUCAAGGGCGUACGGGAUAUAAAAUUAAUGAUAACUCUAUUGGGUAAAUGCCAAAUUAGAUUAUUGUUUAAAAGUUUAGGUAUCUUGUACAAUUACUAGUAGUCUUGCGGCAUUGUGAAGUGAAGAAAAUUAUAGUAAUUUAUUGUAUUAUACAUUUGAACUAGUUUCAAUAUCAAAGGACUUUUCGAGAGUGAGUUACUUCCAUACCCACCAGUGCUAUCACACAUUUAUAAACAUUUCAGUUCAAUCCGUACAUGGUUUGCUGUUGUAAGUGCAGUUUAGUUAGCUUGCAUGAUCAAAAUGUUUAACAAACAAGGACAGACUAAACCUCUAUAGAUUGUCAGUGUCUGAACUUAAAAACUGUUAGGUGUAGCAGCCACAUCAUUUGUAAAAUUACCGGUAACGUAACUUCACUCUUUAAAGGAGCUAUGUCACGGUUUGUGCAACUUGAAAAGUUCAGGCUCAAUAUUUCAAGUUUGCCAUUUUAAUCUGUGUUAAUCUUCGCCAACCUUAACCAUCCUUUUUCCUUUAUGGCUUAUUAUCUCUUUUAUGAGAACAACUUUUUUCAGGUUUCCUUCAUUUUGCAGGUGAUUUUGAACAUCACCAAAACAACUCAAAAAUACCAUGACCGAGCUCCAUUAAUAAAUCAAAGCAUCAGAAACAGUUUUGAAUUUGUAUGUAGUGACUCAUGCAUUGUGUUAACCAUAAUCAUUGAUAAUUUUGUGGGUUAGUAAUAUUUUAGAUGCAAAAUUUUGACCAGCCCUCUUUAGGGCGAAGAUGUUGUUAGACAAACAGGUGUAUGAGAACAAUAUUUAUGCCUAAAUGUUCACAUUAGGCAUUAAUAUUGGUUCCUUUUGUAUCGGGAAAUGUAGAAUUCAUAUGCUGUUCCCGAAUGUACAUAUCACAUAAAAUACACAAGUGUUACAAUAAUCUCAAUCUUGUUAUUUCAAACUCUUCUUUCCAUAUAGUGUUAAUAAUAGAUCAUAUUUUGCCAUGGUUUUGUAACAUUUCACGUCAUGCACCUCUUUUUCUUUCAUAGUGUCAUAGAAAAUUUACAGUAUUUGUUUUGCUUAAGAGUUUUGUUAUGCUUACGGGAUUCAUGUGAAAGAACAUGCGCAUUGUUGAUAGCAUGGUUUAUCUUUUUUAAUUAAUAAAACAAUUAUUACUGGCAA
Messenger RNA from Orbicella faveolata, 5315 nucleotides. RefSeq lists its product as uncharacterized. Gene Ontology annotation, molecular function: RNA polymerase II cis-regulatory region sequence-specific DNA binding; DNA-binding transcription factor activity, RNA polymerase II-specific. The record is from RefSeq and is a predicted model, not a curated record. Gene Ontology annotation, cellular component: nucleus. Gene Ontology annotation, biological process: regulation of transcription by RNA polymerase II. NCBI's taxonomy places the organism in Eukaryota, Metazoa, Cnidaria, Anthozoa, Scleractinia, Merulinidae.